This is a messenger RNA of Lycium barbarum (goji berry), 1181 nucleotides long. RefSeq lists its product as uncharacterized. The transcript is spliced from 8 exons. Gene Ontology annotation, molecular function: zinc ion binding; ubiquitin-protein transferase activity. NCBI's taxonomy places the organism in Eukaryota, Viridiplantae, Streptophyta, Magnoliopsida, Solanales, Solanaceae. Gene Ontology annotation, biological process: protein ubiquitination. Gene Ontology annotation, cellular component: membrane. The record is from RefSeq and is a predicted model, not a curated record. Bases 208 to 1002 code for a protein of 264 amino acids.
AAAGAGCGUACAUAGAAAGAGACCCCCAAUUCCUAAGCCUAAAUCAUUUUAUACGAACAAGACAGCAACCAUUAUUCGGUGGUUCCUAAUUAGCUUUGUUUUGUUAAAACCUAAGGCACCCUUCUAUUACUUUAGCUUAAUCUUUUUUUUUUAUCUCCUUUCCUCAAUUUCUUCAUUUUCCCCAGUGAUUAUUGGUGUAGGAAUAGAAUGGGAGAUUGUUUAGUGGUGCACAUGGAUGGGCUUGAGGGUCCGCAAAUGGUGGGACCAUCUACGUCAAUAGCUGUAGACGAGAAGGAGGAGGAGGAGGCGCCGCUAAUUGGUAGAGGAGAGUGCAGGAUUUGCCAGGAGGAAGAUUCUUUGGACAAGUUGGAGACUCCCUGUGCUUGCAGCGGAAGUCUCAAGUACACACACCGAGCAUGUGUUCAACACUGGUGCAAUGAGAAGGGGGAUAUUACUUGUGAGAUUUGCCAUCAGCAAUACCAGCCUGGUUAUACUGUUCCUCCUCGAACUGUGGUUGAGGAGACAAUUAUUGAUAUUGGCGGAGGAUGGCAAAUCUCAGGUACUCCUUUGGAUUUACAUGAUCCUCGCGUCUUGGCAAUUGCAGAGGCUGAACGCCAACUUCUGGAAGCUGAAUACGAUGAUUACAAUUCUGCAAAUGCAAGUGGUGCCGCAUUCUGCCGAUCCGCUGCUUUAAUUUUGAUGGCUCUUCUACUAUUGCGCCAUGCAUUACCAAUGACAGACACGGAUGGAGACGAUGAAGAUCCAACUGCUUUCUUUUCGCUUUUCUUGCUUCGGGCAGUUGGCUUUCUUUUUCCCUGCUACAUCAUGCUCUGGGCCAUCAGCAUUUUGCAGCAGCGUAGGCAAAGAGAGGAAGCUGCAGCAUUGGCAGCAACACAAUUUGCAUUUGUGUUACACUCUGGACAGUCGAGAGGUGUACAGUUUACCAUAGCAUCAGCUGCACCAGCUACACCAGCAGCGCCUGCUUCAGUGGAUCAUGUUUAAACGAUAAGAGGGUCGUCCUUAGUCUAUUAUUUUGAAGCUAAAUGCUGCCUUAUGCUAGAUUUGUUUAUCUGUAUUCUGGACAAUAUUACCAUCUCACCUUUACUCAAAAAAUUAACGUCAGUAAGCUGUAUAUUAAUCUUUUCAUUUUAUAUCUAUCUAUGUAUGGCACUUUUUAUUAA